Molecule: messenger RNA, 2014 nt
Organism: Cavia porcellus (domestic guinea pig)
Lineage: Eukaryota; Metazoa; Chordata; Mammalia; Rodentia; Caviidae
Gene: Asip
Product: agouti signaling protein
Exons: 4
Coding region: 153-551 (132 amino acids)
Biological process (GO): positive regulation of melanin biosynthetic process; hormone-mediated signaling pathway; melanosome organization
Cellular component (GO): extracellular region
Molecular function (GO): neuropeptide hormone activity; melanocortin receptor binding
Source: RefSeq, a predicted model, not a curated record
UAAUAUAAGGGACAGAGUCCUCUCUUGUGCUCCUUUUUACUCUUAUUGCUUUUGCUGUAUUCUACCACCAUGAACUGUUACCCCUGUGCCACAUCACCCUGUCUUGGAAAUGACUGAUUACGGACUGAAACCUCUACAAACUGCCUCUUGGGAUGGAUGCCACCCGCCUGCUCCUUGCCACUCUACUGGUCUUAUACUUCCUCACUGCCUGCAGCCACCUGCCACUUGAGGAGAAGCCCAAAGAUGACAGAUACCUGAGGAGCAACUCCUCCAAGAACUUCGUGGAUUUCCCCUCAGUCUCUAUUGUGGCACUGAACAAGAAAUCCAAAACAUUCAGCAAAAAGGAAGCAGAAAAGAGGAAACGAUCUUCCAAGAAAAAGGCUUCGAUGAAGGAGGUGAAGCCGCCCCGACCCCCGCCGCCCGCGCCCUGCGUGGCCACCCGCGACAGCUGCAAGCCGCCGGCGCCUGCCUGCUGCAACCCCUGCGCCUCCUGCCAGUGCCGCUUCUUCGGCAGCGUCUGUUCCUGCCGCGUGCUCAACCUCCACUGCUGAGUGCGCCCGGUCCCCGCAGGGGCGCGGCCGGGACGCGGCUUCCGAGGUCCAGGGGGCGCUGCUGGGCCUGGGGAUCGCUCACAGACGUGGCUUUCCGUAACUCGGUGCGGGCGUGGCCACGGGGUGGGCGUGGCUACAGGGGUUGGCGCGGAGCUUUCAGGAGGCGGGGCUUCAAAGAGAAGGGGCUUUCGCUAAAACCAGAAUAUAGCAUCUGAAGCUGCCGCUAGGCGUGUGGCAGUUCUUUACAGGACCACAAAGCUCGCGAUCCCUUCGCCGAGCCCUCUUCACCUGCAAGUCGCACGUACGGCCCACGCCGUGCUUUCCCGGGGUUAGGGACCCAGGUUACCCACGCUCCACAGCUGCAAGCGUGGUAUUCUCUUCUCCAGGUCCUGCGGCCGGGUUCGAGGCUGCCCCCUGCCUUUAAAACUGGGAACACCGAGGCUGGGUCCAAAAUCAGGGAAGGCAGGCUAGACAGACGAGCCAUUAAGGAACCGCUUUUCAGUUUUUCACCCUUUCUUCUUCUAUGGAGUUCCCCUCACUGGGCCCCUUUCCCCUCAAAAGAAAAAAAAAUGUUGGAACUGCACGCGCAAGCUCACCGGGUGGUUCCGAUGGUGAAGAGAGGGUGGCUGCUUUUGACUGGACCUUUCCUCACUUGCGACCCCAGCUAUUAUCUGGAAAAGAGGCAGUGGACCUGGGCAUAGUGAGUAGGCAGCAGUCGUACUCAGUUAUCUGGGGCCCGUUGCCAAAAAAUAUUCCAAGCUGUUUUCUGAAAUUCUGCGGACUUUGGAUGCAGCUGUCACAUCUUUGGAAGGGCAGCGUAGGGGCGAUCUGGGACACUGCUUUGGGAAGUGGGGGCUAGGAGGUCUGGGCAGGGACUUAAGGAAGGGCUAGUCAGGGGGAGGGUCACAAGCUAAGAGCUCCAGAUAGCAUCAUCUACUUGUUCUGCCAGACUGGACACCCUGACAGGAAAGAAGAAAAGCUAACAUACCACCCAUCAGUGGCCCCCUAAUGACAAGAGCUGUUGCCCAAGAAAUCACUAUAGUUGCAGUACCGGAUGAUAAAAGAGGAGGGGGGACUAUCUGACAGACAGGCUAUGAGGCAGAAGAAAUGUGGAGCCCUUACCUCAGCCCUAGAAUCUAUCUUUGAGGGUAAAGAGUGGGGCUCAGGGCCCCCUGCAAGUCCACGUCUCUAUUCACAAUUUCCCUUCUUUCAAAUCCCAGGAGAACUGCUUCUUGCCAAGAAUCUUUUCCCAACUGGAUACCCGGGUUGUGACUGUAGUGGCAUGAUAACCACGAGGUAAAUACCUCUUUCCUGUGAGACCCUGGACUGAAUAGAGUGGCAGUCAUCUGAAUGCACAUAAGAAAAGAUGGUACUCUAGGCUAGGCUGUAAACACAGUUCUGUCCCCUGUGUCUUUAUGUCUAUCUGGGCUUCCAUUUGCAUGGCUAUAAAAUAGGAAAUAAUU